AUGUGGCCAAUCCUUAUGAGACAUUGGCCAGAUGAUCCAAUACCAGUUGGAAUAAUUAUGCUAUUUUUAUAUAGAAAAGAUGAUAUAAAUUUAGAAUGGCAUUAUACUAGUUUGCCAUCCGACCCGAAUAGCACUCAAAAAGCUUGUCGACGCUAUAUACCAGAUAAUCCUCAAUCUGUUGAAAUUUCACCACACACAACAAGAACGCUUUCGUUUAUUUUAUUUGAAUCAAAUGCUGAUGUCGAUCAAAGCGGCGAUUAUCGAUUAGACAUUAUGUAUCGAGAUCAGGUCUGUGAGACAGAUUACAAUGGUGCAAUUAUUAAUGAGAUUGUCAUUAAUGAAGAACGAUCAUAUUCUAUUAGUUUAAUUGAUUAA
Messenger RNA from Didymodactylos carnosus, 375 nucleotides. The record is from the annotation of a GenBank genome assembly. Lineage: Eukaryota; Metazoa; Rotifera; Eurotatoria; Philodinida; Philodinidae.